CACAGAAAUGGAUUUUGAUCGUACAAAAUUGUAAACCAUAUGAGCAAAAGAUCAGAACGACGGUCUGGUCACAAUUUGAUCCUUUGCUCACUCGCCAUCAGAGGACCAUGGACUACCCAACUGUAUUGGCCACCAUCGAAAAGGCCUGUGUGGAGACGCAGCAUCCAGCGACUCGAGAGCAGGCCGAGAAGGUUCUGAUUGACUUCAAGCACAGCGCCAACAUUGUGCCUGUCUGCCAGUAUCUUCUUGCCAACUCCAACACGCCGAUGGUUCAGUUUCAUGCCGCCUCAGGAAUCACUGGAGCCAUCGUCCGGGAAUACGGUUUAUACCAGAAGCAGGACAUUCAUCACUUGCAGGCGUACCUCAUCCAGUACAACCUCGAGCAUCCCAGACUUGUCUCUUGGGUCGCCAAGCAGAUCUACCAAGCCAUAGCCGUGAUCUCAAAGCGUGGAUGGCUCGAGGCUUCGGAAAAGGAGCAGGAUGUCGUCUACAACCACAUUAUCCAACUUCUAUCUAUGGGCGAUCAGGAAAGGAAGAUUGGACUUACCUUGGCGCAUGCACUCGUGGACGAGUUUUCUAGCAGAGGAAAGGCGAGCAGCGUUGGAUUGACAUGGGACUUCCAUUAUAGGACUAAACUUUCAUUUGAGGAGCGACACCUCAGGUUGAUCUUUGAGGCUGCACUCAAGGUCCUGCACGAGCAACUGCAUGAUCUGAUUUCGAUCCCUGGUCAGGAAGUGUCGGGAUCUCAGAAGCCGCUGCUUAGUCUUUCGAUCUUGCUGCUCGAGUCGAUCUUACAAUGGGACUUCUCUUCAAACAGUCAACCAGUUCUAGCGGGCACAUUUGCAGAUGACGAGGACGACUUUACAAGGACUAUUGUCUAUCCUGCGAGCUGGCGGUCAGUUCUUGUUAACGCCGACGUCCUCUCCAUGUUCUUUACUUUGUUCCCGCUGGUCCAGGACGACAAUAUUAUGACACACCGUGUCCGGCAAUGCCUAAUUCAGCUUUGCGGUCUUCACGGAGCCAUCUUUGUCGCCGAAGAGGCCGCGAUCCAUCACAUUUCCGGAGUGAUGAAGGGACUAUUGGCCCUUAUCAACAAUGUGGCAUCUUGCUCAUCGGACGAGUGCCUGCAGGCAGAUUACACGGAAAAUAUGAUUGCUAUCACAGAGAUGAUCCGUCAGUUGCUGUCUUUCCACUCAAUCCAAACGAUCUGCGCUGUGCCUGAACGUUUUGACUUUUUAAACCAAGUUGCCUUGCUUACCAUCCACUGCUUGAACGAGUCAGCCAAGGUUCCUGAGGAGUCUGAGAGUCUUAUGGGGGCAUUCGAUGAACUUCUAGUGACCUGGGUUAAACUGGUGCAGGAUUCGCAAGCUGCCAUCUCGGAUCACAACUCGCCUGCUUUGGUUGCGGACGCCACGAACCUGCUGCAGUUCUUUCACAGUAUCAGCUACCGUAUCGUGGAGAAAUAUGUCGAUACUAGACUGGAGCUUGCAAAAUUCAAUGCCCUGGUGGAUGAGGAGAGCGAUGGAUUCCAGGAUUGGGAGACUUAUGGCGACCAGCUGAUUUCGAUUGCAGCCUUGGCCAGACUAGAUCCUCACAACACGUUACUCCGACUUCAGAGUCUGCUUCACGAUCGCAUCGAGCGUCUUCAAAACUUUCUCAGAACGACGCACGAUGGUAGCCAUCCUGAUUAUGUUACAUUCUUGUAUGAGCAUCUGCACUGGCUGAUUGUUAUCACAGGAUAUGUAUUUGCGGACAAUAACGUCGGAGAGACAGCGCUCGUACCGGACACCCUUAAUGAAUUCUCGAAGAGCCAGGCCCUGGCGCAGGAUCAGCUCGUCAACAUUUUCAGCAACCUGAUGAGUCUCCUGGACUCUGUUUCACUUGACUCUCACUCCGCGCAGGCAAUAUCGUGCAGUCCUCAGGUCGCUCUUUCACUCUUCUGGUUCCUUGAGCGAUGGGUAAAGACGUAUCUCUUUAUCGGUCCAGAAAACUACGCAAGCCUUAGCUCCAAUCUCUUGCAAUCAUAUGGAGAGGCGUCUCAGGGGGGCAAAGGUAGCUCUAUCCUGGAGUUUCUGAUCAUCAAACUGCGCAUCAAUUUUAUCAUGUGGAACGCGGACCCCGAUGUCUUGGUCCAGAUUAUCGCGCUCAUGAACACAUUCGGACAGAGAUCCUCUGUACGAAACGCGCUUCUACAGUCUGAACAAUUUCCUCCGCUCGUUAGCUUCUUUAUCGAUCACCUCUCUGUCCUCCCUGAAGUCAUCCACAACUCGCUUAUUCAGUCGAUCACAAAUAUUAUCUCGUACGCCCCUACCGAGCAACUGAACGGACAUUACUUCAACCUGAUCUCAACGGCUAUCGAGACACGCUUUGCGGCUGUUCUACACGACAAGUCAUUCCAGAGCAGAUACCAAACUCCUGAAGUCAUGAGCCAGAUCAUGAAUGGCCUAGAGAUGUUCAAUGGACUAGCAUUGGCACUGACAGAUGUUAAUACUCCGAUGAUCUACAACUUCUGCUCUCGCUUCUUUGAGUCGUUCGUGGAUCUGGUGAGGGUCUACAACAACUUUCCCGAGGUCCAAAUCCUGGUGCUGAGGCUCUACACCGAUUUGAUCAGAAACCUCGACUUUAUGGUCCUUUCUGCAGACCAAGUCAGUUAUUUUCACACCUGCCUCUUAAAACUCUUGCAGACAUUCUCGGCAGCAAAUCUCGGCAAUAAGCGAGCAAUCGCUUGGGAGGAAGCAGAGGAUGAGCCGUACAGCGACGUUUCGGUUGUAUUGGAGAUGUUGCUGAGUCUUCUGGAGGUCCGGGGCGUGGACCAGAUGCUGGCACAUGCGCCUAACGCCGUCGCGCCAUCAACCGUCGUCUUUUCCGGCAUCAAUAUUUUGAUUCCCAUGAUCAAGGAGAACAUGCUUAAAAUCCCAAGGUUGUGCACACUCUAUAUCCGUCUGAUUUCCAGGCUAGUCGAGUCGUACCCAGGAAGCCUUAUCGAACUACCGAAUGAUCUGCUUAACAACCUGAUGGCUUCCCUCAAAUUCGGCAUCGACCACAAUAUCCUUGAAGUGUCGCACUUGACCUUCCAAGCCAUCACAGCAUUGGCCCUGUAUGCGUGUAAUGCUACUUUCCGUAACUCGACAGAAUACGUUGCAGGACUAAGAAUCCAUUUGGAUCAGUUCCUGAAGUUGACAUUUGAGCAGCUAUUGUUUAAGAAGCUGGAUAUGGAGUUAGUCGAUGUGGCGGGCUCGUGCGUGCUGGCACUAGUGUGUGCAAGGCAGGAGGCCUAUGGUGGGCUGAUCCAGGAGAUGCUUGGAGCGAGUGAGACACCCCUGACGCCCGAGUUGCAACAACGGUUAUCGGGCUCAUUCCAACAUCUUUCGGAGGCCUUCCCGACGCAAGAUGUUGUUGGACAGAGAGAGUUGACGCCUAGGGAUGUUGCCAUGACGCCGGCCAGGAGGGAGGUCUUUAUGAGGUUCCUAAUGGGCGUGCGUGGUGUUUUACGGGUGAAGUAAAGGAAAGAAGGAAGGAAGGAAGGUGGAGCGCCGGUCUUAACUAUGGCUCCUCCUGAGUGCUCUUUAAUAAAUUACUUCCGAUAGAAUAAUGAUUGUUUUGACGCGACGAAAUUAGC
This is a messenger RNA of Gamsiella multidivaricata, 3619 nucleotides long. Its product is annotated as armadillo-type protein. The coding region runs from base 108 to 3503 and encodes 1131 amino acids. Gene Ontology annotation, biological process: protein export from nucleus. Gene Ontology annotation, molecular function: nuclear export signal receptor activity. NCBI's taxonomy places the organism in Eukaryota, Fungi, Mortierellomycota, Mortierellomycetes, Mortierellales, Mortierellaceae. The record is from RefSeq and is a predicted model, not a curated record. Gene Ontology annotation, cellular component: cytoplasm; nuclear pore. The transcript is spliced from 12 exons.